Messenger RNA from Colossoma macropomum (tambaqui), 2156 nucleotides. It is a transcript of the gene hexb, whose product is annotated as hexosaminidase B (beta polypeptide). Lineage: Eukaryota; Metazoa; Chordata; Actinopteri; Characiformes; Serrasalmidae. Gene Ontology annotation, cellular component: membrane. Bases 40 to 1677 code for a protein of 545 amino acids. The record is from RefSeq and is a predicted model, not a curated record. Gene Ontology annotation, biological process: carbohydrate metabolic process; ganglioside catabolic process; glycosaminoglycan metabolic process. The transcript has 14 exons. Gene Ontology annotation, molecular function: beta-N-acetylhexosaminidase activity.
CGCGCCCUAACUGUCAGCUGACUGCACACGGCCGCAGCUAUGGGCGCGCUGCACGUACUGAAAGUUGGGACGCUGUUGUUAACGGUUACUGUCUGCAACGGCUGGCUUUUUGACGGUUUCGGAACGCGGAGGCGCAGCGAGUCGGACGAAGUGGCUCUUUGGCCGCUGCCGCAGAAGUUUCAGACGUCCGGGGAUGCUUUCAGACUGAACGCGGCAAGCUUUCAAAUCGUUCAUGCCAAAGAGUCGACGGCCGGGCCGAGCUGCAGCCUCCUACAAAACGCCUUUCGCAGGUACUACAUUUACAUAUUUGGAAAUGGGAGGAAGCAUGGGCAGAACCUAGACAACGUAUUUAACUCUGAUCUGGCGGAGCUUCAGGUGCAGAUCACGUCUGCAGACCCCGAGUGCGAUGGCUACCCCAGUCUAAAAUCAGAUGAGUCAUACCAACUCGAAGUAAACCAACCCGCGGCUGUUCUUAAGGCGGCAAGUGUAUGGGGAGCAUUGCGAGGACUUGAAACCUUCAGUCAACUGGUGUAUGAAGAUGACUAUGGAGGCCAAAACAUCAAUAAGACAAGUAUCUCGGACUUUCCUCGGUUUGCCCAUCGAGGCAUCUUGCUGGACUCAUCUAGACACUACCUGCCACUCAAAGUCAUUUUGGCCAAUCUGGAAGCCAUGGCGAUGAACAAGUUCAACGUUUUCCACUGGCACAUUGUGGACGAUCACUCUUUCCCCUUUCAAAGUCGCACUUUCCCUGACCUCAGUCACAAGGGAGCCUACCACCCUUACACGCAUGUGUACACCCCCGCUGAUGUGAAGAUGGUCAUUGAGUUUGCUCGCAUGAGGGGCAUUCGUGUCCUUGCUGAGUUUGACACUCCUGGACACACCCUCUCAUGGGGCAAAGGUCAGACGGAUCUUCUGACCCCAUGCUUCUCUGGCAGCAGUCCCUCAGGAACUUUCGGCCCUGUAAACCCCAUUCUGAACUCCACCUAUGACUUCAUGACCCGCUUUUUCAAAGAGGUCAGCACUGUUUUCCCUGAUGCAUACAUCCACCUGGGGGGAGACGAAGUGGACUUCACUUGCUGGAAGUCAAACCCUGACAUUCAGAAGUUCAUGGAAAAGCAAGGCUUUGGCCAGGACUACAAAAAACUUGAAUCCUACUAUAUCCAACGGCUUCUUGACAUUGUGAGUACCACCAAUAAAGGCUACAUGGUGUGGCAGGAGGUCUUUGACAAUGGAGUUAAGCUGAAAGCAGACACGCAGCUCCACGUGUGGAAGGAGAAGCCACCGUACCACGAUGAAAUGGCACGGAUAACAGCGGCUGGGUUCCAAACCCUUCUCUCCUCUCCCUGGUACCUAAACCGCAUCAGCUAUGGCCAAGACUGGCUGGGCAUUUACAAGGCUGACCCUCAGAACUUCAAUGGCACAGCAGAGCAGAAGAAGCUUGUGAUUGGUGGAGAGGCUUGUCUUUGGGGGGAGUAUGUGGAUGCCACCAACCUCACCCCCCGUCUCUGGCCUCGAGCCAGUGCGGUAGCAGAGAGGCUAUGGAGUGAUGAGAAUGUGAAAGACAUCGGCAACGCCUAUGAUCGUCUGGUGAAACACCGCUGCCGCAUGGUCAGGAGAGGUAUACCUGCAGAACCUCUGUAUGUGGGCUUUUGUCCUCAUGAGUACAGUGGCAACUGAGUUCAAAGUGGGACCAUUUUUACUUGAAUGAUCAACAUUCAUUCCUAUCAGCUGUGUGCACUGAGACAGUUUAGUUGAUUUUUGCUGUGAACUUUCACGAUAAGAAAGAUGUAUGUAUCCUGAUAAUGCAGCACUUUGCUUUUGGUUUGAAUUUUUUUUUGGUUCAAAAAUGGUGUAUGAGGGACCACCCUAAAAGUACAUUUUAGUAAAGAGAAAUUUUCAGCUGUUGAUUUUUAAGGACUGUUGGUUUAGUACAGUUGUAUGUUGAGAUACUGUUAUGCUGUAUCUAUUCCACACAAAAGAAACCUCAACUUCUGGGCUUAUGUUAGACAUCUGUCAAUCAGGUUUUAAGUAGAGAUCUCUUUUGCAUCAGUAAUUUAUAAUGACAAUUUUCUGAUCCACUUGUUUUGAUGUGUAACUCUACAUUGCUGUGAUAACAUGAGAAAUUAGUGAAUAAAAGGGAACUUCAUCUCAAUAAA